Molecule: messenger RNA, 1362 nt
Organism: Cetraspora pellucida
Lineage: Eukaryota; Fungi; Glomeromycota; Glomeromycetes; Diversisporales; Gigasporaceae
Source: the annotation of a GenBank genome assembly
AUGGCAGAAAAUAUCAGUAGCAUUACAGAUGAUAUAGAUACUAUGAUAGAAGCGACAGAGGGAAUUUCAAUAAUUGGUGGAGGUGCAGCGAAAGUAAUUGGAGUUGGAGAAACCAUUAAACCUUUUAUUCCAAUAAUCGCUACAAUAUCUGAUGAACAAAGAAGGUAUGACCAGGAAAGUUUAGAAUCAGAUCUGGCGGAAAUGAGCGAGUUUAGCGAAAAUGUUCAAGGCACAUUAAAGUUUGUUCAAGGAUCUUUAAAUAUUCUCCACCAGGAGGUAUCAAUCAUCAAGUCCAAAUUUUGCUCGAAAGAAAAGGAACCAGCCAAUACUGAUACACAAAUUUCAGCACCAAGAAUAGAUCCUACAUUAUUGAAAGAUAUUGAAUCAGAAGAACCCCCCCAAAAAGCAGAAAAUUCUGACAUUACAUUUGUGAAAAAAUUCUAUACGAAAAAUGCCAUAGCAGUAUCAUGUGAAACAGUAAUCAUUGAUCAAAAACUUUUUCAAUCACAGAAAAAGCAAGGAUAUUUGGCGAUUUUAGGAAAAUUAGGAGAAUGUCCAAAUAUCCUUAAAUUUUUCGGGGUUUCAACUAUAAAAGAUUCCUCAACAUUGAGAGAUAUUGAACAUGAUCCGGAAGAAAGGAUUUCUAUAGGCAAGCUUUAUAUAAUGCUUGCAAAUAUGCAAAACAAGUAUGUUCCUUCCGGAUACUUGCCCGACCUUUUACCCAAUAAGGUUAUGAAUUUGGAUGACGAUAAAAUGGCAGAAGAACAUGUAAUGUCAGAUGACGAAAGUCUUUACUUUAGUAAAGACGACGAUGAAGAUCUUAACGAUAUCGAGGAAAUUCUGGAAGUUGAUCAAGGAAUUGAACUUCAUGUAACGAGAGAUCCCGCAAAAAGGAAAGAAGCUUGGAAAUGUUUUGUGGCAAAUGCAGCUAAAGGACAUUCAAAAGCUAUAUUCUGGAAAGGAUAUUAUCUAUGGGAAGGAUAUUAUACAGAUGAAAAAAGAACACCGGAGAAAAUUAUGGAGGAUCGAAAUGAAGCACUCCAUCUUUUUAAAUCUGCGGCAGAUGAUGGUAUCGCAGAAGCACAACUACGUUAUUCAUUUGCAUUAAAGGAUUUAAAGCAGAUCAAAGCGAAUGAUAAAUAUGAAGAAUUCAUGCAUUACUUGAGAUUAGCAGCAGAAAAUGGAAAUCCAGUGGCGAUGUUUAAUUUGUCAGAUAUAUACAUAAACGGAAAGUUAAAAGAAAAGAAAGAUGAGAUUACUGGCAUAAGAUAUCUAAAACUUGCAGCAUUGAAUAAGAAUGAGAAGGCGAUCUUGUUAGCCAAUCAGAUGAAAUUAAACAUUUACGAUUCAAAUUACAAUUAG